AUGACUCUAAAUUUCCUUUGCAUUGCUUUACCACUAGUUGCAUUGCUUUUCAUCAGCUCCCAGUGGAUUGUCUUUUCGAAACCUGUCGAAUAUCAAAUAGAAACACUAUCAGCCACUUCCCAACCAUUGUCUUUUUCCUUCACACUUGGUCGGCAAUCUUCAUCACAAAACGAAUUAAUUUACUUUCUUUCUUUUUACCAAUUAUUCGAAUUCAACCAAAAUGGUGGAAAAUUGUCACAAUUAAUUGGUUGUGAUUCCUCUUCAUCUGGCAGUAAAUUGUCAUGUGAAAGCUUUUCGCAUUUCAAGAAUGGUGCUAAAUUCUCAUCUGCCAAUCGAACCAAUAUUUUGUUUUCCAGUUUUCAUGUGGACGAAAGUGAUGAAAAUCAAAUUUAUCUUUCCAGUUUUUAUCAAAUUUAUUUAUUUAAUAAGAGGGAAGGUAUUAUUACACUACUUUCCGAUAAGGAUUUUGAUAAAAAAACGAAUGCACGAGAUGGAAUGUUUCUAAACGAAACUGUAUUUACUGAAAUACGGUCAAUUACGAAAGAUUUUAUUGGAAAUAUGUUUAUUUGUGAUGAUGAAGUAAUUUACAAAGUUGGUUUAGAUGGAAUUUUACGAGAAUUGACCUCUCGUGAGGGAACUUCACUUAAAAAACAAAACGGCUAUUCGAAUCAGACUAUUCUCCUGAACCCAACUUUUAUUUCACAUCAUAAGGGUUAUAUAUAUGGAUAUGACAUAUUUUCCAUCUUUAAAAUCAAUAUAGAAACAGGUUGGUUGACUGUUAUUUCAGGAAAAGUAUUUGGUUCAUCAUCUGGCACUGAUGGACCUGCGUUGGAUACCGUAAUUUCGCCGAAAGGUCUUUCGUUUCUUCCAGACGAUUCGAUUCUGACAUUGGAUCAUGAAUAUUUCAAGAUUAUUAAUCAGACAGAUGGAAUGUUGAGAACACUAUUUAAAUUAGAAAGUUUCAAGCCAAGUACAAGUUCUUUCGUUUUUGGGAAUUAUUUGAUUGGAAAUGAAAACAAAAUUCUAAAGAUUGAUUGGUUGGCUGGAAGAGUUUCAUUAAUUUUGAAAGGAGGAAUAGGUGCUUUUGGAGAUGGAGUUAAUUUAAAGAAUAGAUAUUUCAAAUCAAUUUCUGCAAUUGCAUUUAAUGAGUCGAGUGGUGAAUUAUUUGUUGCCGAUUCAUCAUCUGAAAAUACUUUGGAAAAAAUUAACAUUUCAAAUGGAACGUUGCAAAGCAUUUCUCUAACAUUUUCGAAUGUUUCAUGUUGGAAUUCAUCAAUAGAGACGAGGAGUGUUAUUUCAUAUAAUCCAGUUUCAUUGCAAAUCAAGGAUUCGAAUUUGUUUUUGGCAAAUACUGGAAGCCAAAGUUCAAUUCAAAAAUUUGAUCUAGCUCAGAAAGGUGGAUCGAGUUGUUUUUAUGCAGGUUCAAUCAGUAGUGAUAGAUUAUUAUCUAGAUCUGGACCUCUUUCAGUGAUAAUGAAUAAUCCAAAUGGAAUUCAUUGUUCACAAGUUUAUGAUGAAAUUUAUAUUGCAGGUGAUGGAGGUUUGGCUAUUAAUGCUCAGUUAGAUAGACCUCAUUCAGUUUAUUAUGAAGGUAGCACAAGAACUCUGUACAUAGCAGACUCUGGUAAUCAUCGAGUGAGAUCUGUACAAAUGGAUACUGGAAUAAUUUCAACAAUUCUUGGAACUGGAAAUUCUGGUUUCAAUGGAGAUGAUAUGAAUCCGUUAGAAAUUCAACUAAAUUUCCCAAAAUACGUUGUCCACUCACCAGGAUGGGGUCUAUUCAUUUCAGAUAGCAAUAACCACAGAGUGAGAUGGUUAAACAAUUCGGUUGUGACUACCAUUUUAGGAAGUGGAAAUUCUGGUUCAAAAAUUGUGACUAACAAUCCGACUCUGACUGAGCUUACUUCACCAUUUGGAUUAUUUUUUGAAGCCUUGGCAAGUACUCUCUACGUUGCAGGAACUAAUUCACCUGGUUACAAUGGAGAUGGUAUGAAUCCAACACAAGCCAAGUUAUUUCUUCCUAGUUCUGUUUUCAUGUUAUCUAAAUAUGAAAUUUACAUUGCUGAUUCGUAUAAUAAUAGAAUUAGAAAGAUUAGUAAUGGAAUUAUUUCAACAUAUGCAAUGGCUUCUCAAAAGACAGAUCUCAAUAUACCAAUUGGAAUGUGUGGAUAUGGAAAUGACCUCUUUAUUUCAACCGAGAAUGAAAUAAUAGAAUUAGUUGGAAGUUAUAUUUAUAAGAAAGUGGGAGGAUUAGGAGAUGGAUUGAACGUCUUCUAUGCUCACGUCAAUCCAACAAAGAUUCUCUUCUAUCCAGACAAUAGAAUGUUAAUUUCAGAAUCAAGUACGAAUAGAAUUCGAUUGGUGAAUGAAAAUGGAACGAUUUCAACAAUUGCUGGAACUGGUAAAUUUGGAUAUGGAGGAGAUACAAGUGAGGCCAAUGUUGCCAUACUUGCUUCACCGACUGGUCUGUCAUUUAGCCCUAAUCAUUCCACAGUUUACUUUGCCGAUUCCUCCAAUAAUCGUAUCAGAAAAUUGGUUUCGGAUUUGGUUUUCCUUGUUGCUGGCACAGGGGAUGCUGGAAAAUCCUCAUCAACCGAUCCUUUUCAAUCCAAAUUCAAUAAUCCUAGACUAAUUGCCACUCUCACCAAUGGAGACGUUGUAAUUGGAGAUACUCUGUCCAAUGAAAUUCGAAUUAUUUCCAAUAAGGAAGGAACAAUUCGAACAAUUGCUGAUAUCACAGCAGCCACCGACAUGAUUUCCACACAAAACAAUACUCUCUACAUCUCCACCAAUGAACAGAUCAUCAAGGCAACUCCACGCUGUGAAACAGGAUUCCAAUUAGUGAAACAAAACACUGAAUGUGUUCCAAUUUGUUAUGGAAUGUUUGAGAGUGGAAUGGUUUGUUCAAGUCGUGGUGAAUGCACUUCUCCAGAUAAUUGCAAAUGUUGGAAUGGAUUAUACACGGGAAAGGAAUGUGAAAUUCCAAUUUGUUUUGGGAUCUCUGCAAAUGAUCCUAAUGUAUGCUCGUAUGGAAAUGGAACUUGCAUGAUCAAUAACAAGUGUCAAUGUUUGGAUGGAUUUUAUGGAGAAACUUGUCAAUUUCCAAUUUGUUUUUCUAAAAUAAUUGGAGAAUCAUGUGGUGGACCAAGCAGAGGAGCUUGCACCAAUAAGGAUGUUUGUAAAUGUGGUCAAUUUUACACUGGCGAACAAUGCCAAUACCGAAUGUGUCAAGGAAAGAGUGAAAUAGACAAAUCUGUAUGUAGUGGACAUGGAAAAUGCCAAGCUAAUGGAAGAUGUGAAUGUGACACUCUUUAUAUUGGAGAUGAUUGUUCCAAUAUGUCACAAAUUUAUGGAUUGAGCAUUGCUUCUGCACUCAUUAUUGUUAUCCUCACUACAAUGUUGGUAGUUUCUCUCAUUUUGGGAGUAAUCGUCUAUAGGAAGAAUAGGCGAGAGAAGAAAAUAAUCGAAACUGAACUCUCACUUGAUGAAAGAUUAUUAUCCUCAACUGAUAUAUAUGAAAUGUCUCUAUCUCACGGUUCAUUAGCAUCGCAUGCUACUGUAUCAACUGAAGAUGCUUCUUCCUUCGUGAUUCCACUUCACAAGAUUGGAAUGGAUAAACCAAUUAAGAGACUUGGAGAAGGUGGAAUGGGAAGUGUUUUUAUGACCAAAUUUAAUGGAAUGACAGUUGCUGUCAAGGUCUUUGAUUUGAAUAACUUGAAUAUUUCAGAGGAGGAUUUCAAGAAUGAAGCAAUAGUAUUAAGCAAACUUCGUCAUCCAAAUAUUAUUAACUUUUAUGGAAUUUCUACAUCACCAACUAAACGAUACAUUAUCAUGGAAUGUUUGGAUCAGAGCUUGGAGAAGGUAAUUGCCAAAUUGGAAAUGAAACAAUUAUCUUUCACACUCGAACAAAAAUUGAGAAUGUUGCUGAAUAUUGCUAAUGGAAUUGAAUAUUUGCAUUUUUUGAAACCGAGGAGGAUUAUUCAUCGCGAUUUGAAAACAGCUAAUAUUCUACUAGACUCGAAUGGAAACUGCAAGGUUUGUGACUUUGGGUUGAGUAAAUCCAUUUCACAAGCAACUGUUUCCGCACUUACUAAUCAAUUGGGUACACAUUUUUAUAUGGCUCCAGAAUUAUUCGAUAUCAAACCGAUUGAUCCGACCUAUGCCACAUCAGUUGAUAUCUACAGUUUUUCUAUUAUCAUGUGGCAAUUACUAUUCGAAAUUAAGGAUCCCUAUCUCAGUAAAUCUCCAGAAAUAUUGAGAAAGCUUGGAACUACCUCAAUUCUUGAACAAGUAACUUCCUACCAAUUGACCAAAAUGAUUUGUGAGAACAACCACAGACCAAGCAUUCCUUUCAAUUCCAUUGAAUCAUGCCAUGAAUGGUGUUUCGAAUACAUGCCUUCCUCCCAAGACGAAUCUCCUCAAAUCUUUGCACUUUCCCAAUUAAUCCAAGAAUGUUGGCAAACUGAUCCAAAACUCCGACCAAACAUUGAACAAGUUAUCCAACACCUUCAAUCCCUACUCACCUAAGGAGAAGGUAAAAACCCAUAUCACAUCAUCCUACUAUCUUCUUUCUCUAAUUUUUUGUAAACUCUCUUCCAAUUCCUCAAUAAAUCCACACGAAAAAAUUUGGC
Messenger RNA from Naegleria gruberi, 4631 nucleotides. Its product is annotated as serine/threonine protein kinase. The record is from RefSeq and is a predicted model, not a curated record. Gene Ontology annotation, molecular function: ATP binding; protein kinase activity. Bases 1 to 4527 code for a protein of 1508 amino acids. Lineage: Eukaryota; Heterolobosea; Eutetramitea; Acrasida; Naegleriidae. Gene Ontology annotation, biological process: protein phosphorylation. The transcript is spliced from 4 exons.